Esox lucius (northern pike) is the source of this 1301-nucleotide messenger RNA. It is a transcript of the gene cts12, whose product is annotated as cathepsin 12. Gene Ontology annotation, cellular component: lysosome. Lineage: Eukaryota; Metazoa; Chordata; Actinopteri; Esociformes; Esocidae. The transcript is spliced from 8 exons. The coding region runs from base 80 to 1147 and encodes 355 amino acids. Gene Ontology annotation, molecular function: cysteine-type endopeptidase activity. Gene Ontology annotation, biological process: immune response. The record is from RefSeq and is a predicted model, not a curated record.
UACCAAGGGGAGCACAAGCUCCAUCAAAAGCAAUAUAAGACCAUAGUGGCUGGUCAUUGUCAGAAGUGGAAACUCAGAUAUGAAGACAAGACAGCCCAACCAUCCAUCAGUCCAAUGGGCCAGCCCGUUGAGGAGAGCUUUGCUGCUGUCUCUCCUUCUCUGUGAUCCUCUCCAUGUGGCUUCAGACUCUGAUGAGGAGGUGCAGGGGCCAUCAGAGUGGCUAACAUGGAAGAGGAGCAACGGUGUAUCCUACGACGAGAAGGCGGAGGACAUUGAGAGGAAGACUAUUUGGGAGAACCACUUGAGGAUGAUUGAGGACAAUAAUAUCAAUUUUCGUAGAGGGACAAAGAUGUUUACCAUGUCCAUGAAUAAAUAUGGGGACUUGAAAACACAAGAAUACAAGCGUUUGCAGGGUGCUAUUAUAAAUAGCAAAAUAAACCGAAGAGGAAAAAAUGCAUCAGCCCGAAAGCUCCGUGCCAGUGCUCGAAAGUUAGCGGCUGUUAAUGUUGACUACAGGUCCACGGGCUAUGUCACUGAAGUCAAAGACCAGGGAUAUUGUGGCUCCUGUUGGGCCUUUAGCACUACAGGAGCUAUUGAAGGGCAAAUGUUUAAGAAGACAGGGCAGCUGGUGUCCUUAAGUGAGCAGAACCUGGUGGAUUGCUCCAAGCCCUAUGGCACCUAUGGCUGUAGUGGGGCCUGGAUGGCCAAUGCUUAUGAUUAUGUGGUUCAGAAUGGGCUUCAGUCCACAGACAGCUAUCCCUACACAUCAGUGGACACCCAGCCCUGUUUCUAUGACAGCACUCAGGUUGUUGCCAGGAUCACUGACUACAGGUUCACACCAGCUGGUGAUGAACAAGCUCUGGCUGACGCUGUGGCAACCAUUGGCCCAAUCACCAUCGCUGUGGAUGCAGAUCACCCAAGCUUCAUGUUUUACAGUUCAGGAAUAUAUGAGGAGCCAAGCUGUAACCCCAAUAACCUCAGCCAUGCGGUACUAUUGGUUGGCUAUGGUUCUGAACGGGGAAAAGAUUAUUGGAUCAUCAAAAACAGUUGGGGUACUGGAUGGGGAGAAGGUGGCUAUAUGCGAAUGAUCCGGAAUGGCAGUAACACGUGUGGCAUCGCAAGCUAUGCUCUGUUCCCGAUUUUAUGAACUAAAUAGAUGAUAAAGUGCCAGACAGAACACAUCAUCUUGAGUUUGAUAUGUUAAUAAAAUAAAAUAUUGAUGGUUCCAAAUAUUGGGUAUUUGACUGUACGUACUGCACGUUCUGAGUAAUCCUAUGGCUGUAUUGCACUGUGAUAGAAAA